AUGAAGUUCAUACCGCUUCGCGAUUUCGACAUUGUCACCAGCGCGCUCAACUUUGACACGCCCGACUGCCAUGUCACCGGCGGCUGCGAUCUCUACACCACAAAAGCCGCCGGCUCCGACAAGAAACUCUACAAAGACAUUGACAAGUCCCUCGAGUCGCAACAUGCCGCCCUCCUCAAACUCGGCGCCAGCCUGAGCCCGCCGCACCGCGAGGAAAUGGCCGCCAGCCAGAUGCUGUCGCGGUCCAGUCCCUUUGGCAACCUCGCCGAGAUCUCGAGCCGCCGCACGUUCGCCUACCUCAUCGCCACCCUCAACGCCUCCCACCCUGACUACGACUUCUCUCAUGUCCUGCGGCCGGCCGACUUCCGCCGCGAGCGCAACCUGCGAAAAGUCAUGAGCCUGAUUGACAGCACGCUGAGCAACGUGCGGCCCAGCUCGCUGGUGCUGGACAGCGGGCUGGGCUCGUCCAUGGGCGGCGCGUCGGCGGGGUCGAUGCCCUCGGCGGCCGCGGCGUCCGCGUCCCCGCUCUGGGGCCCCCAGAUGUGGGCGCUCAUCAACAAGGAGAUGCACCUCCAGGACUGCACCGUCUUUUCGUACCAGCCGGACAACAACCCCUUUGACGAGGAGGACGGCGCCAUCUGGACCAUGCACUACUUCUUCUUCAGCAAAGCCCUGAAGCGCGUCGCCUACAUGUACGUCCGCGGCGUGCCGCUCCUGUCACACAGCCCCCUGCUGCUGCCGCGCCACCCCCAGCGCCGCCUGUCGCACCAGCACCACCACUCGUCCAUUGCCAUUGCCGGCGCACGCGCACGGUGGGCCCACCGGCGCGGCAGCCGCAGCAGCCGGCUGUCGAGCAGCGCCGCCGACCAGGGACCAUCGGGCGGCGCUGGCGCGUUUUCGACGUCGGCCUCCAAACGGCCGAGCCUCUCGCUCCAGAACUCGGCUGUGUCGGCUGCGUCGGCGGCGUCGGCCGACGCCAGCGGCGCCAACAAGCGUGCGCGCUACUGGCUGGGCGACCAGUACGCCGACCGGCUCGUCUCGUCCCCGCCGGGCGAUGUGGUCGAAGACGACGACGACGACAUGGACGAGGUGCUGCUGUGGCGGCCGGACGACGACAGCGACAUGGACGACUACGGCCAAAGCCGAAUCGGCGGUGAUGGCGGGUUUGCGGACGACGACGACGACAUUAGUAUACUGGACAGCGAUAUGGAGGAGGACGAAGAAGAGGAAGACGAGGAGGAGGAAGAGGAGGAGGGUGAGAGCUCCAAGAAGAACCGGAGCAGUAGUAACGACAGCCAAGCGCGGAAACACUCUGGCCGGGCCAUGAGCGAGGAGAUUGCCGGCCGGAUGGACAUGGAGUGA
Sporothrix brasiliensis 5110 is the source of this 1362-nucleotide messenger RNA. RefSeq lists its product as uncharacterized. NCBI's taxonomy places the organism in Eukaryota, Fungi, Ascomycota, Sordariomycetes, Ophiostomatales, Ophiostomataceae. Gene Ontology annotation, cellular component: nucleus. Gene Ontology annotation, molecular function: RNA polymerase III core binding. Gene Ontology annotation, biological process: negative regulation of transcription by RNA polymerase III. The record is from RefSeq and is a predicted model, not a curated record. The transcript has 2 exons. The coding region runs from base 1 to 1362 and encodes 453 amino acids.